UGGAUGUCAUAGUGGGGUUACUCGGGACGUUCUUCUGCUCGUUGCUCGUCCCUGUCUCGAUCGUUCAUCGUUUCUGAAUUCGCAGUCCGGUUGACGGGCUUGUAACACAUCGAAAUGGCUCUGUCUUUACGUUUGGCUACUUCGAUAGCGAGACAAUUGUCAAACAACACGAUCCAGACGAAAUGGCCUCUUUGCAUAGCUUCUUGCAAGUACCAUGUAUCUUGCAGUCGGCGUUCAGUCGAAAUUUCUUCUAUCUUGGAAGAUCGUAUUCUUGGCGCAGCCCCUAAGGCCAAUCUUGAGGAAACUGGUAGAGUGCUUAGCAUUGGUGACGGUAUCGCCCGUGUUUAUGGCCUUAAAAACAUCCAGGCUGACGAGAUGGUGGAAUUUAGUUCAGGGCUAAAGGGUAUGGCUCUGAAUUUGGAGCCGGACAAUGUUGGUAUUGUAGUCUUUGGUAAUGACAGACACAUCAAGGAAGGUGAUAUCGUAAAACGUACUGGAGCCAUUGUCGAUGUUCCGGUGGGAGAUGAAUUGCUGGGACGUGUCGUAGAUGCCUUAGGAAAUCCUAUCGAUGGUAAAGGACCACUAAAUAAUAAAUUGAGAUUCCGUAUUGGUACCAAAGCACCCGGCAUCAUUCCUAGGGUAUCUGUAAGAGAACCCAUGCAAACUGGAAUCAAAGCUGUAGAUUCUUUAGUACCCAUUGGUCGUGGACAACGUGAAUUGAUCAUUGGAGACAGACAGACGGGAAAAACUGCUCUUGCCAUCGAUACAAUUAUUAACCAGAAACGAUUCAACGACGCUGGAGAAGAAAAGAAGAAACUGUAUUGUAUUUACGUUGCUAUCGGUCAAAAGAGAUCUACUGUAGCCCAAAUACUAAAACGUUUGACGGACAGCGGUGCUAUUAAUUAUACGAUCAUUGUGUCCGCUACUGCUUCUGAUGCAGCGCCUCUUCAGUAUUUAGCUCCAUACUCUGGAUGCGCCAUGGGAGAAUUCUUUAGAGAUAAUGGAAAACACGCUUUAAUUAUUUAUGACGAUUUGUCGAAACAAGCUGUUGCCUAUCGACAAAUGUCUUUGCUGCUGAGGAGACCACCGGGUCGUGAAGCGUACCCUGGUGAUGUGUUCUAUCUCCAUUCCCGUCUGCUUGAACGAGCGGCUAAGAUGAACGAGAGCCUAGGAGGCGGUUCGCUAACGGCUUUGCCUGUUAUUGAAACACAAGCCGGCGAUGUGUCCGCUUAUAUCCCCACGAACGUGAUUUCCAUUACGGACGGUCAAAUCUUCUUAGAAACAGAAUUGUUCUACAAGGGUAUCCGACCUGCGAUUAACGUAGGUUUGUCAGUAUCUCGAGUCGGUUCAGCUGCUCAGACAAAGGCCAUGAAACAGGUUGCCGGUUCCAUGAAACUGGAAUUGGCUCAAUACCGUGAAGUAGCAGCCUUCGCGCAAUUCGGUUCCGAUUUGGAUGCCGCCACUCAGCAACUGUUGAAUCGUGGUGUCAGACUGACGGAACUUCUCAAACAGGGACAAUAUGUACCCAUGGCUAUUGAAGAACAGGUUGCUGUUAUCUAUUGUGGUGUCCGUGGAUAUCUUGAUAAGAUGGAUCCCACGAAAAUUACUGCCUUUGAAAAAGAAUUCCUUGCCCACAUUAGGAAUACCCAACGGGAUCUCCUGAAUACUAUCGCCAAGGAAAACUUGAUCAGCGAGGCAUCCGAUGCGAAAUUAAAGCAAGUUGUUACUGACUUCCUUGCAUCCUUCUCAGGUUAAAAAUCGUCAGUAUAAAGUAACUAAUAAUUCUCUGCUAUGCAAGAGCCACGUGCAAACGGUGUUCGUCGUUGUAAGAACGUUUUGAUGAAUGCCAUUUGCGCGUUACGAAUAUUCAUUAUCAAGAAUUCCACAUUUAAAUAUUAAACUCACGAUAGUCAUGCGAAUGCUUCUAUACAUUACAUGUUGGCUGUUAAUAAAAUUAAAAGUACAACUUUUGGUAAGCAGACAGUUACUUCUCCCGAAAGAGAUGUCGAACAUAACAGAGACGGGAGAAGUUAAGAGGAUGAGUAAUAAAAUUCUAGAAUUUUUUCA
Molecule: messenger RNA, 2067 nt
Organism: Ceratina calcarata
Lineage: Eukaryota; Metazoa; Arthropoda; Insecta; Hymenoptera; Apidae
Gene: blw
Product: ATP synthase subunit alpha blw, mitochondrial
Exons: 8
Coding region: 115-1755 (546 amino acids)
Biological process (GO): proton transmembrane transport; proton motive force-driven ATP synthesis
Molecular function (GO): ADP binding; ATP binding; proton-transporting ATP synthase activity, rotational mechanism
Source: RefSeq, a predicted model, not a curated record